UAGCUAAAAGCUGAUAGCGAUGGGAUUGUUGAUGUUGGACAGAUAUCUAGUAUCGGCCUGGAAUUAGGCGGCUGUGUACCCAUGAGACCCUUGGUAAUGGCUGCCGAUAUUCAACUCGGGAAGCAGAAGGCCAGUCAGAUCAACGCUGCUCUUAUCUAAAUUACGGGCAAAGAGUCCGAAACAAUGUGCAGUGGUUGUUUAGCCGGCAAUGGGAAGUUUAUCGGUGGCAUCGUACCUUUACGUGCAGAUCACCAAGAAGUGACAGGGUUUGCAUGUGCCAACCAUUACUAUGAAGGUCAUGGGAAGCACUGUUCAAUCCGGAGUCGAGAUCCAGGUAUGCAUGUUCAGGCGUCAAGAGUUGUGCGCCAUAUCCCAAUCAUUAGCUUUUCCACCAGUGGGAUCAGUUACUACCUACUCGCAAUAGGCGAGGAUAUACAUUUCAUCCCCCCCAACCCAGCUAAACAGCAAGAAAUUGUGAAGUCAAUCGAAUUGUUUGAAGAUACACUUGUUGGUUUCAUAAAACAGCUGGGUUUGGAUGAGGAGCAAUUCGAUAGUGGUCCUACGCGCUAUCGGUUUAGCGUUCACGAGAGGUCGAACGGGGGCCAAGUUGGACCUCCUUGGUAUCGUGCAAUGUAUACAAUGCAGCAUGUAUUAAUGAUGUUCGUCGUCAACGACUACCGAAUAUGGGGGAGGCGGGCAAAGCCAUAUGGGCGGUAUGCACUUUGCCUAGGGUUGGAUGAGUUGCAGAAACAAAUGCUCGCAGUUGAGCAAGUGUUCAAAAACCCUGCGGACACCUAAAUACCGGUUGUAGUAUAAGCGGAGGGUACCUAGUUAUAAUCGAAAAUAACAGCAACCCCAAUUAGGUAUAUCUGAACCGGGAGGUUGAGGCCU
Molecule: messenger RNA, 891 nt
Organism: Xylaria bambusicola
Lineage: Eukaryota; Fungi; Ascomycota; Sordariomycetes; Xylariales; Xylariaceae
Exons: 3
Coding region: 184-798 (204 amino acids)
Source: RefSeq, a predicted model, not a curated record